This is a messenger RNA of Saccostrea cuccullata (small rock oyster), 1335 nucleotides long. Its product is annotated as CD40 ligand-like. Gene Ontology annotation, biological process: immune response. The coding region runs from base 44 to 976 and encodes 310 amino acids. The transcript has 4 exons. Gene Ontology annotation, molecular function: tumor necrosis factor receptor binding. NCBI's taxonomy places the organism in Eukaryota, Metazoa, Mollusca, Bivalvia, Ostreida, Ostreidae. Gene Ontology annotation, cellular component: membrane. The record is from RefSeq and is a predicted model, not a curated record.
UGUGUUUACAUUAUUCAUCGAGGAGCCGCACAUAACGAUCAAAAUGGACUCCAACCAAGAGAACGCCAAAUUUCUUAAAUCAGAAGACGGAGGGAAAACGGAGGUUCACCACGAAAAAACUGCCGCGGAACAAAAUCAGCGAUGGCGGAAUUUGGCGGUAGUGCUGAUGAUUCUAAACCUUUUAUUGUUAAUAAUCGCUUUGACUGUUGUUAUUGUGUGGCAAAACGAUCGUAAUGAAAGACAACUCGUGCCGAGUCCUGAGGCUCUCUGCCUUCCGUGUGGCGAUCUUUCUCUACAUAAGGACGAUGAUGCCUAUAAUUUGGUGAAUUUCUCGGAAACUGUCGAUACUAAAGGACAGAGGGUCUGUUGUGCAAACUCACAAGAAACACUCCGAGGUUUAGUAGACUUGUUUGUAACAAGAAAAUAUAGGGAAGAUAGAGCAAGAAGCCCGCAGUUCGAGAUAAACUGUGCACAAAGUUCCCGGUAUGAAGAUGAAAAGAAAAAUUUUGCAGCAAGAGUUGUCAACAUAAAGCGCAAAGAAACAUUAGCAAAAAAAGAGAAUAUAUUGUGGGAUUUCGAUGAUCCUCAUUCUUUUAUCAACAAUGGAAUAACAUACGACCCAUACACAGGGAGGUUUAAUGUUUCCAAGAAAGGAUUUUACUACAUUUACAGCCAAGUAACCUUCCUUAUGAAUACCACGAUGGAUGAAGGUGAUGCUAGGGCGAUGUAUAUGUCUCUAUCUCACUUUAUCUAUCACCAGAGGGCCAACAUGAAAAACCACCCCCCUGAAAAAUUCCUGGAAAGUUCGCAGUCUAAAUGUGAGCUUCAGUCUGACCUAAAGGCUAGCAAUAGUACGAGUUAUAUCGGAGCCGUUUUUUAUUUAGAACAAGGGACGGAAGUGAUGGUACGGGUUACGUACCCUGAGAGAUUGACGGAGUCUUGUUAUAGUAACUAUUUUGGUCUCCAUAUGAUUUAGUGAAGAAGAGACUCUAUCUGAAAAUGUUUAAUAAAUGUGCCAAAUCAUUUGAGUAAUCCAUAUAACAGUAAUUGUUUGAACAUAUUAAAAAACACUGUACAUCUCUCUUUUAUAAUGUUCUAUAAAUGUGUAGCCGUGAAAGGCUUGUUAUGUUAUAAUUUUUUUAUUGUGUUUGUUGAGGGUGAUACCUAAGGUGUGUGUGUCUUUUAUUCCCAGCACUAAAAGUGUUUAUUGUUUUGCAUUAAAUAUACAUUGUAUGAUAUAACAUACACACUAUUCCAGCUUCACUCCAUUUGUAAGAAUGAUGGCAGCAACAUAGUUCAAUGUGUCAUUAUUUUCGUAAUAAAAGAAGAAGCAUC